AUGGUGAAGCUGGGUUGUAGCUUCUCUGGGAAGCCAGGCAAAGACCCUGGAGACCAGGACGGGGUUUCUACGGAUAGUGUCCCUCUAAUCAGUCCACUGGACGUCACCCAGCUGCAACCACCAUUCCCAGACCAGGUGGUCAUCAAGACACAGACAGAAUACCAGCUCUCCUCUCCAGAACAGUCUAAGAACUUCCCUGACCUGGAGGCCCAGAAGCUGAGCUGCAACCACCCAGAGGAAGGGCGCAAGCUCCCCACAGCACGAAUGAUCGCCUUCGCCAUGGCGCUCAUGGGCUGCGUCCUGAUCAUGUACAAGGCCAUUUGGUAUGACCAGUUCACCUGCCCCGACGGCUUUCUGCUUCGGCACAAGAUCUGCACGCCGCUGACCCUGGAGAUGUAUUACACUGAGAUGGAUCCCGAACGCCACCGGAGCAUCCUGGCGGCCAUCGGGGCCUACCCGCUGGGCCGCAAGUACGGUACCGAGAUGCCCUCGGCGUGGGGGGAGAGCUAUCGCACCGCCGCCAAGGACGACCCCAAAGGGCCCACUCAGGCGGGGGCGGCGGCGGACCCUGUGCCUCCAGGGAAACUCGCGGCCAAGAGCGAGAAAGAGGAGGCCCGUAAGGCCGCCGGGAGUACGGCACCCCUGUCUCCUCAGUGA
This is a messenger RNA of Chrysochloris asiatica (Cape golden mole), 657 nucleotides long. RefSeq names its product calcyon neuron-specific vesicular protein (gene CALY). Gene Ontology annotation, molecular function: clathrin light chain binding. NCBI's taxonomy places the organism in Eukaryota, Metazoa, Chordata, Mammalia, Afrosoricida, Chrysochloridae. The transcript is spliced from 4 exons. Gene Ontology annotation, cellular component: endosome; membrane. The coding region runs from base 1 to 657 and encodes 218 amino acids. The record is from RefSeq and is a predicted model, not a curated record. Gene Ontology annotation, biological process: clathrin coat assembly; endosomal transport; G protein-coupled dopamine receptor signaling pathway.